This is a messenger RNA of Anguilla anguilla (European eel), 4623 nucleotides long. Its product is annotated as alpha-2-macroglobulin-like. The transcript has 36 exons. Lineage: Eukaryota; Metazoa; Chordata; Actinopteri; Anguilliformes; Anguillidae. Gene Ontology annotation, cellular component: extracellular region. The coding region runs from base 76 to 4395 and encodes 1439 amino acids. Gene Ontology annotation, molecular function: endopeptidase inhibitor activity. The record is from RefSeq and is a predicted model, not a curated record.
UUCUCUAUGUCCUGUCUGACAGAGAGUGUCAGUGUGCGCAUAUUGGUUGAUUUUUUCUGAUCUUCUUCCCUCAGUAUGCUGGGGCUGCUGCUAAUUGCCUGUGUGCUGCUGCAUGCUGCAAAAUCCAGACAGCCAGAUGAACCAAUAUAUCUUGUGACAGUGACCUCCCAAACAACAGGGGGCAGCACAGAGACAAUCUGUGCCCACAUUGUUCUCCAGAAGGGACCACUCUCUUUUAUGCUUACCCUGGAAAUAGGUGCCAGUAACACCACUCUCUUGGAGGAAUUAGUCACGGCAGAGUUCCAUCGCUGUGUGAAGUUCCAGGUUCCUCCUGUUAACACUGAAACCGUGGCAACCGCUCAUGCCUCUAUCAAGGGAGAAGAAAUGUCUCUGAGCAAGAAGACCAAAAUCCUGAUCAAACCAAGCUCCUCCAUCACCAUCAUACAGACAGACAAGCCCAUCUACAAACCAGGGCAAACCAUCAAGUUCCGUAUUGUCUCUCUGGAUUCCAGCUUCUUGCUUCAUGAGGAAAUGUACCAGACUGUUGAGUUGCAGGACCCUAAUUCAAAUCGCAUUGCCCAGUGGUUGAACCAGUCAAUCACCACUGGAAUUCUGGACCUGUCCCAUCCCACAACACUUGAGGCCAAGCACGGCAUCUACACCAUCUCAGCCUGGACAAAGAGGGGCAUUAAGACCACCCAGACUUUUGAAAUCAUUGAAUAUGUUCUGCCGAAGUUUGAGGUUACAGUCCACCUCCCUCAUGUCAUAUUUGACAGAAAAGCACCAGUAAAGAUUUGUGGGAAGUACACCUAUGGGAAGCCUGUCCUGGGUUCAGUGAAGGCAAAGGUGUGCAGCAAGUCUCCGACGUACCACUGGUCAUAUUCUGCUGUUUGCAUGGAAUACACUAUGAGGACUGACAAGACUGGAUGUGCAACAAACAUCAUCAAUGCGACAAGCAUUGUAUCUGCCGAAAGCCUUACUGUGGAGUGUGAAAUGGAGGAAGAUGGAACAGGUGUUGUUUUGAAAGGCUCUGGCAGUACAAAGUUCAUCCCAGAUAAACUGAAAAACAACAACAAACAAAAAAUUAAAAUAGAUUUUCAAGACACUCCUUCAACUUUCAAGCCUGGAAUAAACUGUGACGGAAAGAUCAUUGUGAAAGGUGCCCCCUCCUCUAUUGCCAACAAGACCAUCCUCCUCCACGGACCCGGGGCUGCUAAUUGGACAUUGACUUCUGACGAUGAGGGUGUGGCCCACUUUUCACUAGAUACCAGCUCUUGGUUGGAUACAAGUGUCCGCCUACAUGCCCAUUGUAAAGAGGAGUCAACGGGUGGACGCAGCAUGUGCUCUGUAUAUCAUACAGCCCGUAUAUUUUAUUCAAAGAGCAUGAGCUUUCUGAGCAUCCAGCAUGCAAAAGAACCGCUUCCUUGUGAUCAGGACGGCCAGGUCCUGGCACGCUACAUCAUCCGAGGGGAGGAGCUUAAGGAGAAGAAGACUCUAGACUUUUUCUACUUGGUGUUGUCCAAAGGGAGCAUUGUGCAGUACGGGCAUUCUAAAGUGACGCUGAAUGCAGAAGAAGUUAAGAGAGGGGAGUUGUCUUUCUCCCUGCAGCAGACUGAAGAUCUGGCCCCUUAUGCCCAGGUGGUGGUGUACACAGUGCUGCCUAAUGGAGAGGUUGUGGCUGACAAUUUCAACUUUCCCGUCCAGUUGUGCUUCAAGAACAAGGUGUCCCUCCAGUUCUCUUCCUCCCAGGAGCUCCCUGGGGAAAAGGUGUUCCUGCAGGUACAGGCCAAGCCAGGGUCACUGUGCUCCCUGAGGGCCAUCGACCAGAGCGUCCUCCUGAUGAGACCAGACAAGGAGCUGAGUGCACAGAAGGUCUAUGAGAAGUUGCCUGUCCAAAAGUUGUCUGAAUAUCUACAUAUUAUCCAGGACAGUGAUCCCGCUCCAUGCCUUCGCCCUCGCCCAUCAGAAGCAGAUUGGUUCCAUAUACUCCCAGAACCAUUUUAUCAUCAUCGCCAUAAUGAUGAGGUCUACGACAUCUUUAGGGAAAUUGGUGUUAAGGCCUUGACAAACUCAGACAUGAAAAAACCUGUUCCAUGCUUUCCCAUGGGGGAUGGCCGUUGGGAACCAAUUGAUAUGCCAGAUCUGAUUAUUCCACCUGUGCUAUUGGCACGAAGAGUAGCAUUUCGAGGUGAAGGAGCAAAACAACCACCCAAGGAGACCAUUCGCACGUUCUUCCCCGAGACCUGGAUCUGGGAGCUGGUACCGGUGGGAGAUUCAGGCAGAGUAACAGUGGAGCAGACCGUCCCAGACACUAUUACCAAAUGGGCAGCAAGCGGGUUCUGCACCUCUCCAGCAGGAUUCGGCCUGGCCACCAGCACAAGCCUCACGGCCUUCCAGCCCUUCUUUGUGAGCCUGACACUACCGUACUCCAUCAUCCGUGAAGAGGUGUUCCCACUGAAGGCCACGGUCUUCAACUACCUCUCCAAGUGCAUCAUGGUGCAUGUCAGCCUGAGAGAGUCGGCACAGUUCACAGGCCAGCCGUGCGACGGCUGCCAGUACAGGCGAUGUCUCUGUGGCGAGGAGAGUGAGACCUUCACCUGGGUCGUCACGGCAACCACUUUGGGUCGGGUGAACAUUACAGUAAGUGCAGAAGCCCUGAGCACUGAGGAGCUGUGUGGCAAUGAGGUGGUCACCGUGCCUGAGAGGGGACAAAUCGACACCGUUGUCCGUACACUGCUUGUGGAGCCUGAGGGCACAGAACAGACCAUCAGUCACAACGCACUGCUGUGUCCUCAAGGCAGACCUGUGGAGAAGGCCAUUUCCCUGGAGCUGCCAGAGGUUUUUGUGGAUGGUUCUGCCAAGGCUUCUGUCUCAGUCCUGGGUGACUUGAUGGGGCGUGCCUUAAAGAAUCUGGACAGACUGCUGGCUAUGCCAUUUGGCUGUGGAGAGCAGAACAUGGUGCUUUUUGCCCCCAACAUCUAUAUCCUCAGGUACCUGGAGACCACAGAGCAGCUGACACCAGAGAUCAAGAGCAAAGCCAUUACCUUCCUGGAGAGUGGAUAUCAGCGAGAGCUGAACUACAAGCACAAUGACGGCUCCUAUAGCGCCUUUGGACAGAGGGACUCUUCAGGGAACACCUGGCUCACUGCUUUUGUGAUGAAGUCUUUUGGAGGUGCAACUCGAUACAUCUUUAUUGACCCAAAAUACAUCACCAGUGCCAAAGUAUGGCUCAACCAUCAGCAACAAGAAGAUGGCUGCAUAAAGUCUGUGGGGAAACUCUUUCACAAUGGAAUGAAGGGUGGAGUCAGUGAUGAGGUGAUGUUGACAGCCUAUAUUACAGCUGCUCUCCUUGAGCUGGGCACUAACAGCACUGAUCCCAUGGUGCACAGGAGUCUGGCAUGUCUGAGACAGGCCUCAGAUCAGAUCAACAGCACCUACGCCACUGCCCUGCUCUCCUACACCUUCACCCUGGCUGGAGACAGUGUUAUGAGGGCUCGUCUCAUUGACCGUCUGGACAAAGUGGCCAUAAUCACAGAACAAGGCCGUCACUGGGAGAAUGCUGGGGCUUCUGGAAAAGGCUCUCUAGCAGUGGAGAUGACCUCCUACGUGCUCCUAGCCCUCCUCUCUGGGCCUCCCCUUUCUGACUUUGACUUGGGCUAUGCCACCUCCAUUGUUCGCUGGCUGACACACCAGCAGAACCCCCACGGCGGGUUCUCCUCCACACAGGACACAGUGGUGGCUCUGCAGGCUCUGACGCUGUACGCUACUGCCACCUUCAGUAAGGGAGGUGCCAGCACAGUGACGGUGACCUCUACUGGUGGAUAUAAAAGUCAGUUCCAUGUGGAUGAGCACAACAGACUGCUGUACCAGGAGGAGCAGCUGCAGGAGGUGCCUGGAGUCUACAACAUUAAGGCCAACGGCGAGACUUGUGCAUUUGUGCAGAUUACUCUGCAGUACAACAUCCCCCCUCCCCCAGACUUCUCCUCUUUCACCAUCAGUGCCAAUGCGACAGGGGUCUGCAGCAGUGCAAACAAGACAUCCCUGACAGUUUCUGUGCAUGUUAGGUACAAUGGUGGGCGAGAGGAAACCAACAUGGUGAUCAUCAGUAUCCGUCUCCUGUCAGGAUUCCUCCUGGAUAAAAGCUCACUCAUACAGCUGAAAGCUGAUCCCAGUGUGAAGCGUGUUGAAAAGGAAGAAGAUCAUGUGAUCAUCUAUCUGGAUGAGCUGAAGAAAAUGGCGCCCAUGUCAUACGUUCUGGUCAUUGUGGAGGACAUACCAGUGAGGAACCUGAAGCCUGCAGUGGUCAAAGUUUAUGACUACUAUGAUAAAAGUGAUGAAGCGGUGAGUGAGUACAGCUCCCCCUGUGCACAGAGUGAUGACUUAAACCAGCUGUGAAAGGUGGAGAUUGGACCAGCCACAUUACUCUUUUUUUCAAUACACAUCUCUUCAGAUUCCUCCUUCAUUUAAUUCUCAUCAUUUUAAUUAAGUGGUAAUGGAAUAUUACAUUUAGAAUGAACCUUUGAGGAAAUCAUCUGUUGUGUCAACAACUCAUCACAAUUUGCUUGGCUUCCAAACAUUUGGGACAUUAUCCAUUAAUAAAAUAGAAAUGACAUUUUAAUGGCA